AUGUCCAGAGCAACGUUUAUGAAUUUUGGGCGAUUAGCUAAUACAAACGUGUGUUCAAAAAACAGGGAAUGGAAACUCAUCAGUUUUAUGAAUGGCAAAGACAUUUUCUAUUCAACUAGUUGUCUUACAAAAAUAGCAAUAACACCCAAAUGUCUGUGUUCCAUACAUAUACGGACAUUUAUAAAUAUAUUUAAUACUGGAGAAAAUAACCAAAAAUUGUAUAGAGUGAAACAAUUGAUUGGGUAUUCUCCUGAGCAAAUGUUUGACGUGAUACAAGAUACAGAAAAUUACAAACAUUUUUUACCAUUUUGUCGAAAAUCCGUAGACCUAGUUAAAGGAAAGAAUCAUCGAAAAACUUAUUUAGAAAUCGGUAUUCCUCCUAUAAUAGAAAGUUAUGUAUCGCAUAUAACAUUUCAACGUCCUCAUAUGAUUAAAGCAGAAUGCCGUGAUGGAACAUUGUUUAAAUUUUUAAUAACUCAAUGGAAUUGUGAUCCUGGCUUAAAAGAGAAUCCAAAUACUACUAUUAUUACUUUUUUUGUGUCUUAUGAAUUUAAAUCACCUUUACAUUCAGCGGUUGCCAAUAGAUUUUUUAACGAAUUAGUUAAGCAAAUGGAACAGGCUUUUUUUUCUGAAGCUGGUAAGAGAUAUGGUAAACCUUGUAUAAAAGCCCAAAAACUUUAA
Macrosiphum euphorbiae (potato aphid) is the source of this 681-nucleotide messenger RNA. The record is from the annotation of a GenBank genome assembly. Lineage: Eukaryota; Metazoa; Arthropoda; Insecta; Hemiptera; Aphididae.